AUGAUUCCAAGGGGAAUUUCCACAAAAUCGGCCACUUUCUCGAACGGUCAACCCAAUUGGAAUCUUUCACAGAUCUCCGCUUACCAGAUGAUCUCCGAUUUGAAUUUAACACUGAUUUUUGUGCUUUUGAUAAUCAUUGUUGGUUUGCUGUCAUUGGUGAUAAGGCUAUGGUUUUUGAGGAGACCGGAGAAGAUUAUCUACGUGGCCUCGGUGCAAACAGGCAGUCCACGACACGGAGUCACCAUGUACAGUUUUGCCGAGAAAGAUCCAAAGAACAGCUACAUGAAUCCAUCGUAUGAGCAUCAAGAAUUGAUCGGAUGG
Molecule: messenger RNA, 321 nt
Organism: Mesorhabditis belari
Lineage: Eukaryota; Metazoa; Nematoda; Chromadorea; Rhabditida; Rhabditidae
Source: the annotation of a GenBank genome assembly